CCGUCCACAAGAGAUCACUCUUUCUCCUUAUAACGGCAAUAACUAAAUACAAACUAAUAAAUAAAUCAUUAAAACUAUUUUCUUUAAGACUUUAAAUACGAAAACUAAUCAAACAAAUAAUAAAUAUUCCGAGACGUCGCCGUACCGUAGCAAGAAAUAAAGAAAAAAAAAAAGAAAGAAAGAAGGCAGAGGCUUCUUUGUUUGUUUGUCUCAUAUAACAGAGAAAGUUCUGAUCGUGUUUCUCUUAUUGAUAACAAAUCUCUCGAUCUCUCCACUCUCUUCAUCAGAGAGACUCUCUCUCUUCACAACAAUUUGCUCACGAAUUUCAAGGUAAGCUUGUUUUUGUCUCUGUUUUUUAUAGUGUUGUGGAAUUUAGGCGGCAAAUUGUUGAGUCAAUAGUCAAUUGGACAGGGUUUGAAAAUGUUUUUGGGCAGCCAAUUGUUGCUUAUUUUGGUGAAUUCAUUUUCUGUCUGUAUUAAAUAGGGUUUAAGCUUCUAUGCAGAUGUCUAUUGAAUGUGUUGCCAGCUACAUUUGAUUAUGUUCAAUUAAGGUUCGUCUUUGUAGGAAUCAAAUGUAUGAGUGAAGUGAAACAGAAUGUUUCGUUGUGGUUGUUGUUUUUGAUUUUUGUAUUCUGAUAAAUUUGAGGGCUAAACAAAAAGGCAAAGAAAAGAUAAGAGAAUUGUAUUGGAUGGGUAAUAAGCUGGGAAGGAGGAGACAAGUGGUAGAUGAGAGGUUCACGAAACCACAGGGGUUAUAUGUUCAUAAAGACGUGGAUGCUAAGAAGCUUAGGAAGCUAAUUCUUGACUCUAAGCUUGCUCCUUGCUAUCCUGGGGAUGAUGAGUGUUGCUAUGAUCUCGAAGAGUGCCCUAUAUGCUUCUUGUAUUAUCCAAGUCUCAACCGGUCAAGAUGUUGCAUGAAAGGCAUUUGUACCGAGUGUUUUUUGCAGAUGAAGAAUCCUAAUUCUGGUCGGCCUACUCAAUGUCCUUUUUGCAAAACCUCAAAUUAUGCUGUGGAGUAUCGAGGUGUGAAAACAAAGGAGGAAAAAGGAAUUGAGCAAAUUGAAGAACAACGUGUUAUAGAAGCAAAAAUAAGGAUGCGGCAGCAGGAGCUACAGGAUGAGGAAGAAAGGAGGCAAAAAAGACAAUUGAGUUCAUCAAGCACAAGUGUAGCACCUGUAGAGAUUGAAUACAGCACAACAGCUGUUCCAUCAUCUAGAUCUGUGGAAGGUGAUGAAAUUGUAUCCUUCCAAGAUUCAUGUCCUACUCCUGUUAUUAGACAACCUUCACACCCAAGACAAAAUAGAGAUGAUGAAUUUGACCUGGAUUUGGAAGAUAUAAUGGUCAUGGAAGCAAUCUGGCUUUCCAUUCAGGAGAAUGGCAGACAAAAACACCCUGCUUAUGCUGCUCCAUCUGACGAGUAUGUUACAGAAAAUCACUAUGUCUCAUCAACUGUGGCUCCAAUUGCUGGUACAUCGUCAUCCCCUUCUGGUGGGCUUGCUUGUGCAAUAGCUGCUCUUGCUGAGCGUCAGCAAACAACCGGAGAAUUAUCUAUAAACCAUAGUGCAAAUCUUUCUCGAUUCAACGAGCUUCCGGGUAGUAGCAGGUUCUACCAUAGGGUGGACCAAGAUGCAGAGAACUAUCCUCCUGCUGAGAGCUCCAUCAACUCAUCACCUGAUGGCAGAGUGGGAGCAGCUAGAGAUGAAGGUGAAUGGGGUGUUGAUCGUGGAUCAGAACUGGCCGAAGCAGGUACCAGUUAUGCAAGCUCUGAUGUCUUAGAAGAUGGAAUUGGAAUUUCAGGAAUGCCCACAUCUGAUGAGAUUGAAAGCAACUUCCAAAAUUUCCCAGGAGCUAUAGUUCCUGAGAGUUUUGAGGAGCAGAUGAUGCUGGCCAUGGCCGUUUCUCUAGCUGAGGCUGGAUCUGUGACCAGUGGACCUGGAGUUUGACGGCAAUAGUUGUCAGUGGUGGGAGUUCUUGAACAGAUGAAGCUGGCAGUAGCUCUUCAGCUGAGCUGGCUGAGUCUUGAGCUAGGACAAGUGCACAUUAGAUUGCUUCCAGCUAGUUCAAAGUUUAAGGUAGUUAUGAUUCCCUCUCCUUGGACUCUAUUUCUCCAUAUAUAAAAUGUUAAAAAAAAAAAAAAGGAAAGACAGCAGAUUAUUUGAAUGAAUGAAAUGUCGGUGAGUUGGUUAUGGUA
Messenger RNA from Mangifera indica (mango), 2190 nucleotides. RefSeq names its product E3 ubiquitin-protein ligase DA2L-like. Bases 689 to 1942 code for a protein of 417 amino acids. Gene Ontology annotation, cellular component: cytoplasm. The transcript has 10 exons. Lineage: Eukaryota; Viridiplantae; Streptophyta; Magnoliopsida; Sapindales; Anacardiaceae. The record is from RefSeq and is a predicted model, not a curated record.